Messenger RNA from Carassius auratus (goldfish), 1721 nucleotides. RefSeq names its product cyclin-dependent kinase 14. Lineage: Eukaryota; Metazoa; Chordata; Actinopteri; Cypriniformes; Cyprinidae. Bases 419 to 1672 code for a protein of 417 amino acids. Gene Ontology annotation, biological process: protein phosphorylation. The transcript is spliced from 14 exons. Gene Ontology annotation, cellular component: cytoplasm; cytosol; nucleus. The record is from RefSeq and is a predicted model, not a curated record. Gene Ontology annotation, molecular function: cyclin binding; cyclin-dependent protein serine/threonine kinase activity; ATP binding.
AGAGAGAGAGAGAGAGAGAGAGAGCAGACGCUGCUGUAGCCUCCGCUUCCUCAAACUCCUCCGGAUCAGACCAUCUCUCUCUCGCGGGGGUCGCUGCUCACAGCCGGCUCACUUCCCCACGUCUGCACGGCUCAAGAGUGCACGAGCCACACUGUGUGGUGUUUGUAAAGUGAGCGCUGUGAGCACGGUGCACCGAGUCUGUGUCACGCAGCGGUGCUGGAGACGUCACACUGAAAGAUUCCCCCGCCUUCACCGUUCCUUCUGCUUUAGUACGAUCUCCGGGCUUCCAGCCGUCCAAGGCGCUGAGAGAUGUCUUGAAUGCAGCGAUUGGCCUGCAUGUGUUUCGUCUGCAUGCGAGAGGCACUCAGGUGAGCAGUUUCCUGCAAACAGUGGCUGCAAUAAGAUAUGUGUCACAAAGAUGUCCACUCGCAGCGGUCAGGGAUCAGACUCGCUCAUCAAGCCCCUGGACACUAUCCCUGAGGACCGUAAGGUGCAGCGGACGCAGAGCGGCUUCGACCCCUUCGAGAAACCGGCCGGUCAGGUGAAGCGUGUGCACUCGGAGAACAACGCCUGCAUCAACGCCAAGAGCUCGUCCUCCGGGAAAGAGUCUCCCAAACUCCGGCGUCACUCCAGCCCCAGCUCCCCCACGAGCCCAAAGUUCGGGAAGGCAGAUUCGUACGAGAAGCUGGAGAAGCUCGGCGAGGGAUCCUACGCCACCGUCUACAAAGGGAAGAGCAAGGUGAACGGGAAGCUGGUUGCGUUGAAAGUGAUUCGUCUUCAGGAAGAGGAAGGAACGCCGUUCACUGCGAUUAGAGAAGCGUCUCUGCUGAAAGGCCUGAAACACACCAACAUCGUUCUGCUCCACGACAUCAUUCACACCAAGGAAACCCUGACGCUGGUCUUCGAGUAUGUGCACACAGAUCUGUGUCAGUACAUGGACAAACAUCCCGGUGGUCUCCAUCCAGACAACGUCAGGCUCUUCCUGUUCCAGUUACUGAGGGGUUUGUCUUACACGCAUCAGCGCUACAUCCUUCACCGAGACCUGAAGCCUCAGAACCUGCUCAUCAGUGACACCGGAGAACUCAAACUGGCCGACUUCGGUCUGGCCCGGGCGAAGUCGGUCCCCAGUCACACGUACUCUAACGAGGUGGUGACGCUCUGGUAUCGUCCUCCAGACGUGCUCCUGGGAUCCACAGAUUACUCCACCUGUCUGGACAUGUGGGGCGUCGGAUGCAUCUUCGUGGAAAUGAUCCAGGGAGCGGCGGCAUUCCCGGGCAUGAAGGACAUUCAGGAUCAGCUGGAGAGGAUAUUCCUGGUUUUGGGGACGCCAUCGGAGGAAACUUGGCCAGGUGUUCACUCCCUUCCACAUUUCAAACCAGAUCGAUUCACUGUCUAUAGUCCCAAGAAACUCAGACAAGCCUGGAAUAAGCUGGGUUAUGUAGAUCAUGCUGAAGAACUGGCUUCCAGAUUUCUCCAGUGCUUCCCAAAGAACCGUCUCUCAGCUCAAGCGGCGCUUCAUCACGAGUUCUUCAGCCAUCUGCCCCCGAGACUCUGGGAGCUGCCUGACAUGUCUUCAAUCUUCAGCGUUCCUAGCGUUAAGUUACAGCCGGAGUCUGGCGACAGCAUCCAGGUGUGCAGCAAGAGCAAAGCCACGUCUAACAGCAAACACUGACCGCCGAGAGCCGAACAGGUUGGCUCUGUCAGCUGUCAUGAAAAAGACA